CUCGCCGCAGCUUGUGCCGCAAGGCGUGCGCCUGUCACACGGCUCGCUGCUUAGCCUGGCGCAAGUCAACAUCGGGAUAAGGAGGGUCCCGAACUAUGCAUGUGUCGCCCUACGUCCCCGACAUGCACCUCAGCGCCGGCUCCUGCCCGCAGGUGGGGACCCAGGUGAAUGACGUCAAUGUGACGGGCGACAGGGCGGCGGCGGCGGCGGAGCUGCUGCGCAAGGGCAAGAACAACACGGACUUUGCGGAUGCCGGCCGUUGCGUCGGAUGCCGGCCCCGCGGCCGCCGCACCCGCCGCUUCGGCCUGCGUGGAUGCUGCAGCCUGGUCGCCGGCCGUUCCUUUCUCCACGAAGGCGCUAGGUACAUCACAGAGGAGGUGGUCAAGUCGGUGCUGGUGGCCUGAAUGAGAGCAGCAUGGAUGGGAACAGCAAGGUAGACGGUAAGAACGGUGGUCGCAAGGAUGGUGGCAAGCAUUAUCCUGCAUGGUGGCACGACGGCGGCAUGCGCCAGGACGGUGGUGCGUGCUUGCCCUGCCCCGACUGCUGCGCCACCGCCAAUGCGUGUCUCAGGAAGCGGCCGAGCUGUUCUCGUUUGCUUGGGAGUAUGCGAUCACUGUGUCAGGAAAGAAGUAGAUGUUGAAGGGGUAUUGAUGAGCACUAGUGUGUCGUGUCGCGUGAGAACAGAGCCAAAGGUGAGCCUGGUUGUAAUGGUCGGUGUUUUGAUCCUUGUGCGUGUGUCCGUGUGUGUCACGCGGCCGGUUGCCGUCGAGCAUUGGAAGAAAAGGCGUGCUCCCCGCCCUGCCGAAGUGCCGAGGCCCGUGUCAACUUAGGAUCUGGCCCUGCAGCCAUGCCCCCCUAUGCCGCGUGCCUAUGUGCUCCCGGGGAGCUCUUCGUGGGCCUGGACUCCUACAGUCUUGCCGCUGUGCGACUACCUCCAGUACCCGGACUGCUGCUACAGACCGUGUUGCAGGUCAGCGGCAGGCCGCUGCGAGAAGCGGUCGGGCAGCCAGUGCUUCACCACGGGUCCACAGCGCUGGUCAGGUUGCGGACCAUUGUGUCCUGCUGGCGAUGGGGAAGCCGGCAAUGCGGACACGGCCGAUAGGGGGCCACGGGGUGCCGACCAUGUAGGAGGCGAAGCCGCGAAGGGGAGGCGGGGGACAAGGGCUGGAAGGUUGACGAUGCAAGCCACGUGAGAAGCUGUAACUUAUGAUAUGU
Molecule: messenger RNA, 1215 nt
Organism: Chlamydomonas reinhardtii
Lineage: Eukaryota; Viridiplantae; Chlorophyta; Chlorophyceae; Chlamydomonadales; Chlamydomonadaceae
Exons: 4
Coding region: 96-404 (102 amino acids)
Source: RefSeq, a predicted model, not a curated record